Messenger RNA from Procambarus clarkii (red swamp crayfish), 858 nucleotides. RefSeq names its product golgin subfamily A member 6-like protein 2. The record is from RefSeq and is a predicted model, not a curated record. Lineage: Eukaryota; Metazoa; Arthropoda; Malacostraca; Decapoda; Cambaridae.
AUGGGUCAGGAGGCUGGUCUCAGGGGUCAGGAGGCUGGUCUCAUGGGUCAGGAGGCUGGUCUCAUGGGUCAGGAGGCUGGUCUCAGGGGUCAGGAGGCUGGUCUCAUGGGUCAGGAGGCUGGUCUCAUGGGUCAGGAGGCUGGUCUCAGGGGUCAGGAGGCUGGUCUCAUGGGUCAGGAGGCUGGCCUCAGGGGUCAGGAGGCUGGUCUCAGGGGUCAGGAGGCUGGUCUCAGGGGUCAGGAGGCUGGUCUCAUGGGUCAGGAGGCUGGCCUCAGCGGUCAGGAGGCUGGUCUCAGGGGUCAGGAGGCUGGUCUCAGGGGUCAGGAGGCUGGUCUCAUGGGUCAGGAGGCUGGCCUCAUGGGUCAGGAGGCUGGCCUCAUGGGUCAGGAGGCUGGUCUCAGGGGUCAGGAGGCUGGUCUCAUGGGUCAGGAGGCUGGUCUCAGGGGUCAGGAGGCUGGUCUCAUGGGUCAGGAGGCUGGUCUCAUAGGUCAGGAGGUUGGUCUCAUGGGUCAGGAGGUUGGUCUCAUGGGUCAGGAGGCUGGUCUCAUGGGUCAGGAGGCUGGCCUCAUACGUCAGGAUUCUGGUCUCAUGGGUCAGGAGGCUGGUCUCAUGGGUCAGGAGGCUGGCCUCAUACGUCAGGAGGCUGGCCUCAUACGUCAGGAGGCUGGUCUCAUGGGUCAGGAGGCUGGUCUCAUGGGUCAGGAGGCUGGUCUCAUGGGUCAGGAGGCUGGCCUCAUACGUCAGGAGGCUGGUCUCAUGGGUCAGGAGGCUGGCCUCAUACGUCAGGAGGCUGGUCUCAUGGGUCAGGAGGCUGCCCUCAUACGUCAGGAGGCUGGUCUCAUAUAUCAGGAGACUUGA